UUCAUAUCCUUCUGUGAUUGUGGCUGGUCGCUACUCGAGGUUGCGUACUCGCAGCAACUUCAAUGAUGUGAUCUUCCUUUAUUUUGGAACUCUUUAUUGUUAUUUCUUUCAAUUAAAGACAAAAUUUAUUCCCUCAUUUGAGGAAAGUAAUGCCAACUCGUUGAGAAAUGCUGCAGAAAUCAAUAAAAAUCGUGAUAACGAAGAACAGUGUUUGACUCGUCUCAAGAGAAAAUUAGGGGAACUAGGUAUGGAGGUGGCAAAGAUUGGAGUGAGCGCUUGGGUUAACAAGAAGAUUGUUGAUCCUCUUCUACAAAUCCUUCGUAGGGGUGCAGAGCCAAAGCAGUUAGCAUUCUCUGCUGCAUUGGGGAUAACACUUGGAGUGUUUCCCAUAUGUGGGGUCACAGUGUUCCUAUGUGGGAUGGCUAUUGCAUUGCUUGGAUCCUUUUGCCAUGCUCCAAGUGUGAUGCUCGCUAAUUUCAUUGCUACUCCAAUAGAAUUAAGAAUUGUUGCAACUCUUCCUGAAGUUCNNNGUGGAGCUCAUUUCCCUUUAACAUCUGAUGCAUUGAAGAAAGUUUUAACUGGCAAAGCUUCCCAUGAAGUCUUACUAAGCAUUGCCCAUGCGUUACUGGGAUGGGCUGUUGCAGCUCCGGCUAUUUUGGCUGCACUAUACUUAUUGUUUUUGCCGUGCUUCAAGCUCUUGCUCCACAAGUUUGGCACUGUCGCUUCAAGCCCAAAGAAAGAGCACCAUUUGCACUCAGAAGUAAGGCUGAAGGUGAGGAAUGUUUAAACAACAAGAUAUAAUCUCCCCAUCCCAUGGACACUCUACGGAGGUAUUUGGUUCUAACAUAAUAAUACUCUUCCUGUACAUAAAACUUAGCUGGGUAUAACUUUGUUGUAUAAGUGUCAUCCUUUAUGACCUUGUUGUAUCAUUCAAGUUGUAUCUUGGUAGCGGUUCGUGGAAAUGGAAAGAUUGCUACCUGAUGAUUAUGAAUAUGAUGGAAAUCUCGCUAUUUAUCAGUGUCCUUAUAAGUAUUCUUAUCGAUAAAGAUGCAUUUAUCA
Messenger RNA from Carica papaya (papaya), 1059 nucleotides. NCBI's taxonomy places the organism in Eukaryota, Viridiplantae, Streptophyta, Magnoliopsida, Brassicales, Caricaceae. The record is from RefSeq and is a predicted model, not a curated record.